AUGAGAAUUGCAUUUAUUCACCCAGAUCUGGGUAUUGGUGGGGCUGAAAGAUUAGUUGUUGAUGCUGCUCUAGGUUUACAAAAUGAAGGUCAUAAAGUUCAAAUAUUCACAUCUCACUGUGAUAAGUCUCAUUGUUUCGAAGAAGUUAAAAAUGAGACUUUGAAGACUAAAGUUUAUGGUGAUUUCUUACCAACUAAUUUCUUACAAAAAUUCAAAAUUUUAUUUGCAUGUUUAAGACAACUGUUUUUAGUUAUUAUGUUGGUUAUAUCUGGUGAAAUUUCUGAAUAUGAUUAUUUCAUUGUGGACCAAUUGAGUAUAUGCUUACCAAUCUUACAUCUUUUCCAAGAAAAACGUUCCAAAACAUUAUUCUAUUGUCAUUUCCCAGAUCAAUUAUUAGCUAAACGUACUGGAUUGAUCAGAAAGAUUUAUAGAUUACCAUUUGAUUUGAUUGAACAAUUCACAAUGAGUACAGCUGAUAGUAUUGUUGUUAAUUCAGGUUUCACUAAAACUGUUUAUGACAAGACUUUCACAAUGAUUAAAGAUUUCAAUGUUCCUGAUGUUAUUUAUCCAUGUGUUGAUUUAUCAAAAGAAACAAUCACUAAAGAAACCCAAGAUGUUUUCAAUGAUAUAGUUGGUGAAAAGACUGAAUAUUUCCUAAGUAUUAAUAGAUUUGAAAAAAAGAAAAAUAUUGAAUUGGCUAUUAAAUCUUACAAGAAAUUUCUUGAAAAAAAUUCAAAUUCUCAAGUUAAAUUAAUCGUUGCAGGUGGAUAUGACCAUAAAGUUGAAGAAAAUAAACAAUAUUUAGCACAUUUAGAAAAAUUAUCUGCAGAUUUAAACCUUGAAACAUUAACAAUUUUCAAUAAUGAAUAUUCAAAAUACUCCAAUCUAUCCAAAAAUUAUAAUAUAAUCUUUUUACCAUCAAUUUCAUCAAAUCUAAAAGAAUUAUUGUUAUCACAAACAAAAUUGUUAAUUUAUACCCCAUCAUUUGAACAUUUUGGUAUUGUUCCAUUGGAAGCUAUGAAAUUUGGAGUUCCAGUAAUAGCAGUUAAUAACGGAGGUCCUAUUGAAUCUAUAAUCUCUAUUGAUGAGAAUCCUGAAUUAGGAACAGGUUGGUUAGAACCAAGUGAUCCAAUCACAUGGAGUGAGAAAUUAUCAAAAUCUUUGGAGAUCCCUAAAUCAAAAUUAAUUAAAAAUGGUUCAAUUCAAUUAAAUUCAAAAUUUUCAUUAAAAGUGAUGACUGAAUCUUUUGAAAAAAAUAUGUUGAAAACUUUGAAAAAACCAAGAGAAAAAUAUACUUGGGAAACUGGAAUGAUGUUGUGGAAAUUACCAGUUUUUUUCAUAUUGAGAAAAUAUUUUGGUAUGUUUCAAUUUGUUGCACUUGUUGCUCUUGUUGGGUUUUAUAAAUUGAGACCUGAUUAUUUCCAAUAUUACACUUGA
Molecule: messenger RNA, 1437 nt
Organism: Hansenula anomala
Lineage: Eukaryota; Fungi; Ascomycota; Saccharomycetes; Phaffomycetales; Wickerhamomycetaceae
Gene: ALG2
Product: GDP-Man:Man(1)GlcNAc(2)-PP-dolichol alpha-1,3-mannosyltransferase
Exons: 3
Coding region: 1-1437 (478 amino acids)
Molecular function (GO): GDP-Man:Man(1)GlcNAc(2)-PP-Dol alpha-1,3-mannosyltransferase activity; alpha-1,3-mannosyltransferase activity
Source: RefSeq, a predicted model, not a curated record